Messenger RNA from Phycomyces blakesleeanus NRRL 1555(-), 282 nucleotides. RefSeq lists its product as hypothetical. The transcript has a single exon. The record is from RefSeq and is a predicted model, not a curated record. NCBI's taxonomy places the organism in Eukaryota, Fungi, Mucoromycota, Mucoromycetes, Mucorales, Phycomycetaceae. The annotation marks the transcript as partial.
GUACUUGAAAAGUUUAGCUCUUCUUCUACUGAUCCGUCCCCAAAGCUUGGGAUAUGGGACAAGAUUCGUUUCUGUAUUCAUACACAAGCAGAUAUCUCUUUUGUCGGUGGCGGUGACCUUUGUGUUGUCUUGAAAGGGUUGCGCAAUCCAUACAAUCUUGAUGGAUUAGGUGCAGGUUUGGCAAACAUUUGGUCAAAUGGCGUAAUCGUACGCAUAGGAUCCAAUAAUUUAGAAAAAGAGGCUAUCCAAAUCACAAGUGGAGCGUUCAAGUUGAUAGUUCCU